Messenger RNA from Symbiodinium natans, 2169 nucleotides. NCBI's taxonomy places the organism in Eukaryota, Dinophyceae, Suessiales, Symbiodiniaceae. The record is from the annotation of a GenBank genome assembly.
AUGAAGUGGCCUUUGCUGAGUUGUUAUUGGGCAAGGGCUUCAAGUGUGGCCAAGAACCAGAGGCUGGAGCAGCUCUUCGGCGAGGCGCGGCUGAGGUCCCAGACCUUCUCCGGUGCAAAUGCCUUCGCCUCCACUUCCUCCUUGCCUCGGCUGCUUCAGACGCCUCAAGCGCAGAGGCUCGAACGGGACAUCGCUGACUUCACCCUGGCGCCGCAGGGCGCCUCCAGCGCUUUGCAGGCGCGGGCAGACGCGGAGCAGCCGUCCCUGGGCCUUGAGGAGUUCUUCGGCCUGCGUCACGAGCGUAUCAUUGUGGAGACCGUGGAGGAGAGCUACCGGGACUGCCUGCGGAGCUGCGAGCGCCAAUCCUUCGACCGGCUUCAAGCCGACUGGGAAGAGGCCAAAUCCCAGUUCUUGGGAAACCUGCAGCGGCUAGGACAGGGUUCGUCGGUCCUUGCUCUGUGCAACGAUGGCACAACCUCGAGCCCAGCGGCUGUUCCACCGACGCAGGACUCCCCCAUCAUCGAGGCCCUCCUGAGCGAAGCCAUCAGCCCACAGCUGGUGCAGAAGAUUGCGCAGCUCAGCAGCAGCAGCUGCCCAGCCUACCAGGCCGAAAUCACGGAGUGCUGGAGCAUCGUUGCCCAAGAGUUGAAGAUCACCUUGGGAGGUAUCACUGCCGGUGCCCUCACGUACCUCCAGAACCGCUUCUUCGACGAGGUGAAGAGUUUCGUGUACAACCAGGCGGAUUCGCGUUUGGGCGGCGUCCCCGAUGCCUGGUCUCUGGUCAGGGCCUACGGCCGACUGAAGUUCCAGACCUCCAACUUCCCCAGCGCCGCCGUGCACGUCUGGUACGCCGCUUACGUGGCCGCCCGUGCGGGCCUCGUCUCCUUGCUGCUGGAGCUGCCGGGCCGAGCCGCACCCACCUCUGACCGCUGCCCGAUGCUUGGGGCCGUUUGCUCGCUGAUGGCCCGCCGGCUCCAUGCUGUGUCGCCGCAGGGUGUGGAGCUGGCCGGGUGCCCGGAGGCGGACUCGGCAGACCUGCUGAGGGCCGAUGUGGAGCAGGAGAGUUCCUUCUUCCACGAUGUGCUGGUGUCGCUGCUGCUGGGCCGCAGCUUUGCAUUCAGCCGGCUGCCGGAGGGAACGGUGGAGGACUGGCUUUGGUACCGAUUGCACCUGGUCCACCUCCUUGGAAAGGACGAUCAGUCGCCGGAGUUCAAGCAGCAGCUCGAGGCCUUGCGGGGCCAGGCAGCCUCGCUGCCGGCGUCGCACUUCGACGGCGGAGCCUCCUCGGGCGGCACAGGCGAAGUGCCAGGUGUAAGCGCAGCCAUGACCUCGAUGCAGACGCUCAACUCGGUGAAGGCCUUGCUGCUCACUGGCCAGUUUGGCCGCGCUGUGCAGCAGCUGCAGGACCGCGCUCUGCGGCCCGUCGCCCUGCACAUGGCGCUGGUCCUACAGCGGGCCGGCACGCUGGAGGCGGUCGCCGGGCUCGAGACGCCGCUCAAUGUCUCGGCUUUCCUAUGCGACUACGCCUCCAGCUUCCGCUGUGCGGAGCAGCUGCGAUACUUCCGGGCGCUGGACGUCAAAGAGAGGGUGCAAGCGCUACAGCGGUUGCUCUUAUCUGGUGGGGCCGUGGAUGAGCUGCUGGGCUACAUCGACCCCAAUGGACGGCACAGGCCGGGCUUGCUGGAGAGGACGCUGCAAGAGGAUGGCAUGGGCGACCAGGCAGAGUUCGUGGAGCUAUGCUCUCGUGUGGGCCGGCAGGCCCGCGAUCAAGGGCAGUACCGCGAAGCCAUUCGCCUGCUGCACUUGGGAAGGUGCUACAGCGAAGUGCUUCAGGUGCUUUGCCGGUGUCUGCGGCUGCCGAUAUGGCGUGAGGAGGCUAUCGCAUCCGGCACGGCUGCGCAGGGCGAGGCAAUGAGUCUGGCGCAGGACAUCCAGCGUUUUUUCGACAUCUAUGAGCGGAACCUGGAUCGCUACGCAUUAUCCUCCCAGGUCUGGACGGUGGCACGAAAGCUCUACGCCACGCGCAUGUUCCACAGCCUUUGCGAUCGAGGACAGCCCGAGGCGGCUCUGGACGUUUUCGAUCGCGAGCAGCUCCUGGGCGAUGUGGACGCGCCGGCAGAGGCGGAGCUGGCUAGCCCUUCACAUCCCAGGUUGGGUUGUAGGGUUUAG